AUGAGUCCAACCGAUGCUAAACGAGGGGCUAAGCGCAGGAAGAACAAGCGGGGCGGUGUCAGUAGCUGCAGUGCUGUCUGCAGCAGCAGCGGUGCCAAGGGCCUGAGCUGUGCAGGGACUGCUACACCUGCCUCCGUGGUCAACUUCCUAUCUCCUGGCAGUGCGAGCAAUGGGAAUAUCGGCUCCAUAACUGGGAUCAACGGAGAGGUCAAUAUGAACAACAGUGUGGCUCCACAGUUCACAGAAGGACCUGUAAACGCAGACUUCUCCAGUGUCCUUCAGACUCCGUUCACAUUCGGCCUGAACCAGCGUGCUCCGUACUCGGCUGGAGACCGCUGCCUGUUGUGUCGCUGUGAGAGGAAAGACAGCACGUCACCUUUGGAUACGGGCUCCUCUGGACUGAACAGUGCGGGACAGUCCAGCCCUAGCAGCUCUUUGCAGCUGCCCCUGUGGGUGUGCCCAGACUGCAGACGCACUGUUGAGAAGGAGGACCGAAACACUGCUCUGGAGCAGCCCGUGGGGUGUCAGAACUUCCUGUUGCACAUGCCUAUGGGGAAUGGAACCAUGACACAGGAAGCCUCACUGGGGGACAGACUCAGCAGCGCAGCCCCUCCCCUCCCCACCCUCCCCACACCUAACCUGUCUGCUCCCCUGCCCACCGACACCGUGUGCAGUUGUGAGGCCUGCAACGAACGACGUGAGAUCUCUGCCGAAUCAGAGAGGGAAUCGCAGCAGCUCCAGAACCACUGGUCAGAGGUGCGUUACCUAGUGCGAUGUAUCUACCGCCAGACCGGGACGCCCCUCGCCGAUGACCACGACCAGCCACUGGAGCGAGACCAGGAGGGCAUCAAGGAUCUGGUGGACAGACUGUGUGAAAAGGAUCCAUAUCAGCUGUACCAGCGUUUAGAGCAGCAGGCCCGGGAGUACGUGCUGGAGAUGAAGGUGCGGCUGCUGAAGCAUCUUUCUGUGGGGCCGGGGUGCUCAGGGGUCAGUGUGGCCGUGUCCCAGGGCCCUCCUCAGGCACACCAGUUCAUCUCUCUGCUGCUGGAGGAGUACAACGCCUUGUGUCAGGCCGCACGCACCAUCAGCAGCUUCCUCCUCACCCUGGAGAAUGAGCACCUCCAGAAGUUCCAGGUGACAUGGGAACUGCACAAUAAGCACCUUUUUGAGAAUCUGGUAUUCUCAGAGCCCAUCUUGCACAGCAGUUUACCUGCACUGGUUUCACAGCUUAAGCAUGGCACAGCCUCCCAGGAUGCGUUCAGUGAGGCCCUGUUAGAGAGGUACCAGCAGCUGCAGCAGGAGAUGGCCUCUGUGGCAGCGCAGUGGCAGGAGUGUGAGAAGAGGAUAGACGACUAUGUAGAUGAGCAGCUGCUAUUCAAGGUCGAGGGCCAGAGUCUUACUUACCAAAGAACAGAACCUCAUAAAUCUCUUGUUAGCAAAAACACCUUAAAGACCAAGCAGCGGAUGUUAAAGGAGGACUGGGAGUUUUUCAAGCAGAGAAGAUUUCUAGAGGAGCAGAUGCCUAAUAAGAAGUCCAACUCUGAAGAUCACAAUUUCACAGACACCAUGAGAAUGCUCUCUUCACGCUUGAGUAUUCCCGACUGCCCAAACUGCAACUAUCGCAGGAGGUGCACGUGUGACGACUGCAGCCUAUCCCACAUCCUGACAUGCGGCAUUAUGGACUCUCCCAUAGCCGAGGACCUUCACAUCAAGCUGCCCCUCCAGGGAGAGCCCCCGCAGGACUACCUGUCCGAGGUGCAUCCCCCCAGCCUCUCCUCCGGCAGUUCAGCCUCUGGGUCUAACUCCAGCUCCCCCAUCACCAUCCAACAGCAUCCGCGGCUCAUCCUACCCGAUGGAGAUCCAAACACGUUCAUUAGCGAUGAAUAUGAAGUGCUUCCAUUGUCCAGUAAAUUUGGAGAAAUCUACCCUCUGAGCGCUUACGAGGACGGUAACAUGGUGAAUGGGCUUCACCACGAGCUGAACGGGGACGGUGAUAAGACUGUGUCGCCACAUCUAACCACCAGCAGCAGCAGUUCGUCAGAGGGGGACGAGGAAGAGGCAGAUGGUGGUGAGCCUCCAGGGCAGCAGGGAGAGCUAGGCCAAAUCCACAGCCCCCCACCUUCAUAUAGUCAUCAUCAGCAGGUGGCACCAGUGCAGCAUGUUUGUGAGUGCCACGUGUGCACUCAAGACUCCGCAUCCGCCGCGUCCUGUCUGCCCCCCGGCCGACUCCACAGUGCACCCCCACCUCCCCCUCCCACAGUGGGACACCAGUUCUUCACAGACCCCAAGACGCCCCCCUCACACCCUGCCCUGCACCUGUAUCCCCACAUCCAUGGUCACCUGCCCUUGCACAACUUCCCCCGACCCCUACUGCACCCCACCAUGUACCCGCCAAGCCCGCCACUGUCACACAACAAGCCCAUUCCUCCUAGCCCCACGUCAAGUCACUCAGCAGCGAAACAGCCCGCUUUCAGCCCGUCUUUACCGGAGCAUGUGUACCCAAACUGCUUCAGCUCGCCAGGGGGCACAGGCGACUGGAACAGCUCACUACAGUGCCUCUCUCUUAAGUUUGAAAACCUGUGGGAUGCUGCUGUCAUGAAGAGUUGGAACCCCUCUGUGCUUCUGCCCGACUCUUUACCAGGUGACAUGCUGGGACCCCCCCUGGCUGACGUAGCCCUCCCUCCUGCCUCACCCCUUGGCCCCCAGGCAGACCACUGCUCCCUGCCCACACCUCCUUCCUCCUCUGUGUCUUCGUCGUCCUCGUCCUCAUCGUGCUCCUCGUCAGAUGUCAAAGAGCAGAAGAGGAGCGCCGCCAAGAAGAAGUGUCUAUACAACUUCCAGGAUGCCUUCAUGGAGUCCAGCCGUGUAGUCAUGGCAACCUCCGCAACAACACCCAUGUCCUGCACUGCCACCACUGUCCAGUCGAAUGAUGUAUUUCACAGUUUGGGUAAAGAGGAUCACAGACCGCCCUGUUCCAGUCCCAGAAACACCUCCACAGGCCUUGGCUCCCUCCCCCCACUUUCCAGCCCCAACCUGCUCCCACCACAUACCACACACCUGCCCACAAUGGCUCCUCCCACUUUCCCAAAGAUGGCCGCCCCAGCCCCAGAUUUCAGCGAGGCACACCACAGCCUCUGUCUCCCCCCUAGCGAACCCCCAGUGUCCUCCACAGACGGGGCAGUCAGCGCGCCGCCCAGUCUUUGCAGCGACCCAGAAUGUGAGGGCCACCGCUGUGAGGGGAACGGGGCGUACGAGCACCAGCCUUACGAUGGAGAGGAGAGCCAGGACGAAGACAGCUGCUCCGAACACAGCUCCUCUACCUCCACCUCCACCAACCAGAAGGAAGGGAAGUACUGUGACUGCUGCUACUGCGAGUUCUUUGGCCACGGAGGGCCCCCAGCCGCUCCCACCAGCAGAAACUAUGCAGAGAUGCGAGAGAAGUUGCGUCUGCGACUGACCAAGCGGAAAGAGGAGCAGCCGAAGCGCGAGGAUCAAGUGCCUGUGUUGGAGAGAGACGGGGGAGUCGAGGACCACCGGCGGGUGGAGGACUUACUGCAGUUCAUCAACAGCGCAGACAAUAAACCUCCAUCCAGCUCUAAGGCAGCCAAAAGGGCGAGGCACAAGCAGAAGAAGCUGGAGGAAAAAGCGCGUCAGGAGGCCGAAGCCCGUGAGCGAGAGGAAAAGCAGCUACUUGAGGAGCAGCAGCUACUUGAGGAGCAGCGGCGGCAGCAGGAAGAGGAGGAGGCGGCGCUUCAGAAAGAACUGCUCCGUCUCCAGGAACUACAACAUCAGCGCAUCGCCAAAAAGAAGAAGAAAGACAAGGCCAAGGAGAACACGGCCCCCCUACAUAACAACCCGCAGCCCCUCAAACAGAGCGCCCAGAACGUCCUGGACAACUUGCAGCUCCAGAACUUCAUCCGCCUUCCCGACCACAAGCCCCUUACGUCCCACUGCCCCAAACGCACCAGUGACCGAAAUCUCAAAAUGGACAAUGGUAUGCUCUGCUCCACCCUGCACAAUUGCUCCACCGUGCACAUGGAGGUCAACGGCAAAGCUAAGAGCAAACAGACAAAGGCCGCUUCCAGUGAGAUGCCUGCACCCAAGAAAAGCCCAGAACCAGCGGCCAAGCUCGCCAACGGAGCACCUCCUCCACCCACGGACACCAAAGCAGGCCGCUUCAGGCCCGUAGAAGCUCUCGCAGUUCCCAUCUCUGAGACCAGACCCAGCAGCAACGGCAGCAGCGGGAAGAGGCCCCAGCUGAAGGAGGAGCGGACGAGCCCAUCCGCUCAUCACCAUUCCCCCUCCCCACCCCCUGUGCCCCCGCACCCGGAGCACAUCCAGCAGAACGGCAAACCAGCCAGCGCAGAGUCCCCACAGGCCAAGUCUAAGAGCAAGAAGAACCGCAAGAAGAAGGGCGACAAAUCCAAUACGUCAAUAGAUGACGUUUUUCUGCCCAAAGACAUUGACCUGGACAGCACAGAGAUGGAUGAGACCGAGAGAGAGGUGGAAUAUUUUAAAAGGUUCUGCUUGGACUCUGCACGACAGACACGGCAACGACUCUCCAUCAACUGGUCCAACUUCAGCCUUAAGAAGGCCACAUUUGCUGCUCACUGA
Molecule: messenger RNA, 4614 nt
Organism: Knipowitschia caucasica
Lineage: Eukaryota; Metazoa; Chordata; Actinopteri; Gobiiformes; Gobiidae
Source: the annotation of a GenBank genome assembly